Messenger RNA from Mesorhabditis spiculigera, 2601 nucleotides. NCBI's taxonomy places the organism in Eukaryota, Metazoa, Nematoda, Chromadorea, Rhabditida, Rhabditidae. The record is from the annotation of a GenBank genome assembly.
AUGGCCGGGGCCUCGGCAUCCACCGAGCUGGAGUGCAGCGUGUGCUGCGAAGCCUAUGAUAGCCUCAAAUAUCGGCCGAUGACGCUCAACUGCGGCCACACGUUUUGUGAUGGAUGUGUGCGGCGCCUCAUGCCAAAUGCGGCUCCAGACUUGGGUUCUGCUUCCGCUGAACAUCAUGGGAAGUGCCCAAACUGUCGCGUGAAGGUCGUCAGCUCGGCCCCGAAUUAUACAGUGAUCGGAAUGCUCGACAAGCCGGCCGGCGGGAGCACAUCGGAAAAGUCGAAGGCCAAGGGAGAGAUUGACGAUACGCUCGAGCUGCUCCAAAUCCAGUUGGCAACCCUGUUGAGCGCUAAAAAGCCCGCCGAUGAUUUUGAGGAGCGCACCGCGGAAUUGCGCAGUCAGAUCACCCAGCUGAAGCGGAAGCUCGAGAAGCAAGAUCAUGGCUCGGAAUUGGCGGCUUUGCGGGCUCGAGUGGCCGAGAUAGAGCGUGGUCAGGAUCUUGGAAGAGACCGCUGGCUCUCCGACAGCACCUCUGUUGAUCGCUACCCCGAUAGUGACGAGGAUUCGGUUGCUAGUAGUGCUCUUAUGGCCAGUGAAAACACGAGAACCGCCUUCAUUCGGGGCCUACCCGAAGAUGUCACUGAGAAGCAGAUAAAGCAUCUUGUUUCUAUCAUUCAGCCCGUUGGGGGAAUGCUAAGGAUCAAGAUGUAUACGCCGCGCACGCUCGGCCACUGUCUGAUCACCUUUGGAAGUACGGACUCAUCUCGUGAAUUUAUCGAAAAAUACGACGGCGAAUAUUUCUUUGGAAGUGGCCGUCAGAUGGUGAUCUGCCAUGGCAUGUUCGGAGGCGAGCGCGUUUUGCCAAGCGGGAUGGUGGCCGACCGAAAGAAGGUGUUCAUUCGCGGACUGCCCCGCCAUGCCGACGAGCACCUGGUCGCCAGCCGAAUCUUCGGCUACCAGCCUCGGAUCGCAUUUUAUGAGAAGCUGUCGGUUCGUGUAAACGGGGCAACGGCCAGCUGCAUUAUCCAGUUCGACAAUGCGGAUAGCGCCCAGCGGGUGGUUGAUACAUGGGAUGGCAAAAUAUUCCCCGAGACUAGCUGCCGGCUUUCCGUCGAUUUCUGGCGUUGUCCGGGCGGUGGUCAGCUUGAGCCGACGCGAAGCCCUUCGCGUGCAACUUCUCGCGCUUCGUCUCGCGCCGGGACUCCGACGUAUCGCACCUACAACCGUACGAUCCCUAGCGUAGUGCCUCCGAUUCGAGACGUUCCUUAUUCACAGCAGUCGAGCCGUGCCUCGACCCCGGGCUUGGAAGCACCGUCUUCGCCAAAACGAGCUGCCCCGAAACCUAAUGUCAAGAAACCGAAGCCGUACAAAGCCAAAGAACCAAAUAACAACGCCGAGAGGACCGGAGAGCAGCCCGACAGCGCAAAGGUGGUCUACGUGCGAAAUCUGCCCUUGUCGACGACCAACCUGGACUUGAUCGCGCUCUUCCACGGGAAGGGCCGCAUUGCUCAACGCAAUGAACGGGCUUUAAUCGACAUAUUCCCCGUGAUCGGUUCUUACAAGCGCGCCAAGGUCGAGUUUGAGACCAGGGAAGAAGCGGAUGCGGUGAUCGCCGAGUUCCACGGCUCUAAAUUCCCGCGCUCGGAGGUGGUGAUGUCACUUGCUAUCUGGAAACCAAAGCCAGCCAACGAUGGCAACACUUCAGUACAGCCAACGGUGCAGCCAGAGAGCCGUGUGGUCAUCGUGAAGAACCUGCCGCGUCAGAAAAGCAAGAACGACCUGGUGGCGCUGUUCCACAGCCAAGGGAAGAUCCAAAUGGACCCGAAGGGCAAUCCAAAAAUUGUGCUCAAGAAAACUGGAUGGACUCAGGAGGCGACCGUCACCUUCGAAGAACCCGAUGCAGCCAGGCAGAUCUGCUACCUCUUCGACAACUACAAAUUUUCGCCAACCUCGUCAUCAAAGCUGAAAGUGACCCUGAAAGAAGCAUCUCAAAACAUGUUUUUCAACUUCAUCCCCUCCGCCCAACACCGCUCUAUGGCGGCGAAAAACGAGGGCCUCCUCCACACUAGAGAGGGUACCCGAAACCCAAGGACUGCAAUCAUCACCAACCUUCCGCCCAACUUCUCCAAGGAGCGAAUUGUCGACUGGGCCAAAACCGUCAAUAAGCGUGAAUCAUUUCACAUUAACCUCUACACCCCGAAAUCGCUCGGCAAGGCGCUGGUCGUCUUCGAAUCGAUCGCCUUCGCCAGGGAAUUUAUCGCGCGCUACAACGGAGAAGACGUUGAGGAAUACACCGUUUCCGUUCACCCUGGGACGUUCGGAGGUCAACAAAGAAGUAACCAGUUAAUGCUGCCUGAUGUCAAAAAGGCCUUCAUUCGCAAUCUUCCGGCCGCGGUCAGCGAAAGGGAAGUUUCCACCGCACUCCUCGGACCGAACCCGACUUACAAACGGUUGUCGGUCCGUAGAACCGACCGCGGACCGGCCACCGCCAUCAUCGAAUUUAACCAAGACGGGCCGGCCAAAGAGGUCAUCCAGAGAUGGGACGGGAAGCUGUUCCCCGGCCAUGCCGGCUCGCGCCUGUGCGUCGACUUCUGGCGGCCG